Molecule: messenger RNA, 2751 nt
Organism: Carassius auratus (goldfish)
Lineage: Eukaryota; Metazoa; Chordata; Actinopteri; Cypriniformes; Cyprinidae
Product: leucine-rich repeat-containing protein 10B-like
Exons: 1
Coding region: 955-2211 (418 amino acids)
Cellular component (GO): cytoplasm
Molecular function (GO): protein binding
Source: RefSeq, a predicted model, not a curated record
GUCCCUGUUUCGGUUGCUAGGGGAGAGAGACGGUCCAUAGCAACGCUUUACGCAAACUCCACACUCCAGAGAAAGAGAGAGAGAGAGAAACGCGAGUCAGCACUCAACGCACAACGUUGUAAAGAUACAGACAUCGAGUCGAGCGCUUCUGGAAACUUUAAACUGACGUCUCAGAGGAUUUUGUCCGAUUUAGGAGCACACAAAGCGGAGUUACAGCUUGCUAUCAUCAGUUCGGUUCACAUUGCCGCCGGCCAGGUCAAAGAGAGACCGGGAUCCACAGACCGGGCAACCGGACAAGAGCUGUGUGUGUCGGCAGAGAGAGAGAGAGAGACGCUCAGCACCACGGUUCACACAAACAGACCGAAACGCUUAGUUUCUGACUGUAAUGUGAGUCAUUUAAUGCUUUUAACAAACUAUAUACUUUAAUAUAAUUAAAAAAAUAACUAAUUAGCUGUGCACGGUAUGUAGAAAUUAAUAUACGAACAUUGGCAUCUACUUUGACACUCAUCUGUUAACUUUGAGUUUACAUUACAGAGACAAAAUUAAACUUUCUUCCUGUUACAGUUAUACUUAUUUUUACAACUACUACUACUACUAUUAUUACUACUACUAUUACUAUUAUUACUAUUACUAUUAUUAUUAUUAUCUGUUCUAUAGCAUAUAGUAUUUUAAUUAAAGCAAUCCACACAAACACUCAGAAUAUGGCUCCUUGCUGGUAUCACUGCCGUGUUUGCUGACGUUGGACCUCGUUGUACUCGGACUGAGGGGAAGCCGCCUAUAGUUAGGGCAUCAUGUGUCGCUGUGCUGGCUCUGUCACUGCCGGGUCAAUCCUACUGAGUGAAACUGACACGGGGAGGGGGGGCCAGCCCCACAGACCGCCUCACCCUCUUACCCCGUCCUGAAACACUCUCUCACGACACACACAGACAAGCGCCGGGCUAGCCGGCCGAGGGUAUGGGCAACUCAUCCCAAAAAGAGGCCCAGGACGAAGGAGGAGAGGAAAAGGAGAAAAAGGUUAAAGAGAAGGGAGAUGAAGGUGAGGAAGAGGAGGAAGCGGCUGAAAAAGAAGAAGAAGAAGAAGAAGAGGAGGUCCUGGAGGACGAGGAGCUGCCGCUUGGAGUAGACGAUCUCUUGGCGAGUGGAGAUCCGGUGUUGGAUCUGAGCUACUACAAGUUCCGUCGCCUUCCUCGUCAAGUCCUAGAUCUGGAGUACUUGGAGAAGCUCUACGUCUGUGGAAACCGUCUCCGCAACAUUCCUAAGGGUAUCACGCGGCUGCAGGGUUUGCGUACCCUGGCGCUCGACUUCAAUAAACUUGAUGACGUUCCUCUCUCGGUGUGCAAGUUGACUAAUCUCACGUGUCUUUACCUGGGAAGCAACCGGCUGGUGAGCCUCCCACCGGAAGUGAGCAACCUGCAGAACUUACGUUGCCUCUGGGUGGAGAGCAACUACUUCCAGCGAUUCCCCAAGCAGUUGUACGACCUUCCCAAUUUGCGCUCACUGCAGAUUGGGGACAACCGCCUGCGCACCCUUCCCUCGGACCUAUGCCGCAUGGAGUCCCUGAGAGGGCUCUGGCUGUACGGUAACCGCUUUCAGGAGUUUCCGCGAGUGCUCCUCAAGAUGGAGCAGCUGGAGAUUCUGGACAUGGACCGCAAUCGGAUAUCAGAGUUCCCAAACUUGCAUCAUCUACCGGCGCUGCGACUCUUCUCCUAUGACCACAACCCUGUGAAGGAGCCACCGCGUGUAGGGGAGGAGGUGCUUAUCGUCGGGGAGGGGGCUGAGGAGGUGUUGCAGGCUAGAGAGAGAAGGAGAGAGGCAAAAGAACGAGCGGAAAAAGAAGCAGAGGAGGCGGCGGCUGCGGCGGCGGCAGCAGCAAGUCCGGUCAUUCACGGAAUACUCAAGAAACUCCGGAUGAACUCCGCCCUUAACUUGGCAGCUGCUAAGGGGAAGGAAAUAAAUGAGCCGGAUCCAUCAACAACCCCAACUGGGGAUGAGAACGAACCACAAAAUAAUGAUGAAGGGGCGGAGUCUGAGAGACAAGGUGUGGCGUUUGAGGAGGCGGAGCUUGGUUAUGAUGAUGAUGGUCUGGAAUAUGAAAGGGAGGAGCUAAUCUACGAGGGGGAGGUGUAUGAAGGCUACGAGGGGGCGGAGUUAGAGUAUGAGAGAGCUGAAAUGGACUAUGAAUAUGAAGGGGAGGAGCAAGAACAACCUUGAUACUUGCACCUGUUAGUCUAAUUAUUAUAUCUGAAGUGUGUAAUUUCUGCAAACAGAAUUGCAGAUUGUUUAGCAACCAACAGUCAUUAAUUCAUUUAUGCAGAUGCUACACACUUCUGCUUUAAGCAUCUGAGGUGUUACUGCAAGGGUUGCAGGUUCAAUCCCAAGGGUGAACUGGAGAGUAACAAUGAGUUAUUGGAGCCCAGAAAAUGGUCCUUUAGUAACCCCAUGAUACUUUAUGGGGUUAUUAAAGCGACUUCAAGUCGCUCUAAUAAAAAGCAUCUGCUAACAUUAACAUUAAAUUAUGUCUGAUUGGUUGGAAAUUUGAAUGAAAGGUCAAGUUUUUAAAAAGAAAUGUUAUACCCAAAAAUGUUAAAUCUGAUAUAAUUUGCUCAUUCUCAUGUUGUUAAAUACUGCGUGAAACACAAAAUAAGAUAUUUUAAUGAACAGUUUUUCCCUAACACAAUGAAAGUCAAUGGGAUCCAGAACUACAAUGGUCCCCAUUGAUUUUCAUUGUAAAGACAAAAUACAUUGUAAAAU